UUUUCCGUAGGAGGAGCCUGACUAACCGUAGUUCAGCGCGCUUGUUUCCGUUCGCUAGGAAAACACGGAAACGUUCAACACACGCGGAACGCCAAUUUGAAAACACCAGGAAUAUACACCACAGACGGAACGCGUCUCCAUAACGCAGCGCGGCAGUGGGAUUAUCUGACCGGGUCUUUGGCCCUCUGUGGUACCUCUCUUGUCCUGCCCAGCUCCGUCUCUCUCUGUCUGGACAACCGUGGCAUCGAUCACUCCCUUAUAAUACCAUUUCCCCCCAAGAAGGGCUCUGGGAGCAUGAUACAAUUGGUCUUCAGACUUCUCUGUUUUUGCAUUUUAUGGAUGGGCGGCUUUUCAGCAUCUGUAACUCGGGCCACCCUCCAAUCAGAUGUGCAGUGCGAUGACCGUGGCAUGUGCAGUAAAGGAUCCGUGCGUGUGUAUGAUGGAGAGGUGGCGUGGCUGUACUGUCCUCUCUUCUCUUAUCCGACGCUCUACAGUUACAGUCAGACUCAGAACAGCAGUCUGUCACUGUUGUGGUACAAACAAACACAGGAGCUGGAGCAGCCCAGACUGCACAAGGACAGAGAAUAUCUGUGGAUCCAACCGGCCACAGAGCAGGACGCUGGACUGUACAUCUGUAUGCUCCGCAACAUUUCAUUGUGUGUGAAGAUCGGUGUGGAGCUGGAGGUCAUUCAUCGGGACGGAGAGUGUGACAUCAACGCUCGACCGCACCUGAACAUAUCUAUACCGUUCCAGAGUGAACGCACCCUCGCCUGUCCUGACCUGCACAGUAUCACACUGCCCAACAGCACACACUCUGUCACCUGGUACCAUCAGUGCAAGACCAAAUUGUCUACAUUGGACCGAGAGCUGAAAGGUGACGAUGUCGUGAUCUACAUCAUGUUGAGUCCGUACGUUGGUGUCUACACAUGUGUGGUUUCAUACCAGAUGAACGGACACACUCUCAAUUUCACACGCACACUAAACAUCACAGCUGUUGUUCCUGAUGUUGGCAAUAAAGAGCCCCUUAUUCUGAAUCCUGCUAAAGAUCAGAUCUACUCUGUCACUCUGGGUAGAAAGGCAGAACUGUCUUGUCGAGUGCAUCUGCCUCACCUGUACGAGGAGAUUCAGGAGAUAUGGUGGACCAUUGAUGACAAAACGGUGGAACAGCUCGCCGACCCACGAUUCACCUCACCGGAGGCCACGACUGAGAUUGAUCAUCACGGCGAUCAGACUAAACAGAGGUUCCUGUACGUGAUGGAUCUCUCCGCUGAUGACCUGCACAGAGAGUUCAACUGCUCAGCCAGAAACAGUCGCGGCUUCAACACCAGUAGAGCCGUACUCAAGCCAGAACCGUAUGUCCCUACUCUGGAGUUGGGUUUUGGGUUAGGUGUGACUCUCGCCCUCAUGUUGAUGAUGUUUGCCGUCUAUCACCUGUUCUGGCUGGAACUUCUGCUGCUAUACCGUUCCUGGUUCGGCUCAGAUGAGAGAUGCACAGAUGAUAAGAAGUAUGACGUGUACAUCUCGUACGCCCGGAACAGUGAAGAGGAAGAGUUUGUGCUGUCCACGUUGCGUCGAGUUCUGGAGACAGAGUUCGGUUACUCCGUCUGUAUAUUCGACCGGGACAGUCUCCCAGGAGGGACUAUAACAGACGAUACACUGAGGUUUGUGGGUCAGAGUCGCAGGCUGGUGGUUGUUGUCAGUCCGUGCAGUGCCGUCCGCGGGACGCAGGCCCUCCUCGAGCUGCAGGCCGGCUUAACCUGCAUGCUUCACGGCGGCAGCCUCAGGGUGGUUCUAAUCCAGUUUAAACCGGUUCGGAGGCAGAACUGGGUCAAAGAGCUGCGGCGUGCCCGCCUGGCACUGAAGCUCGUACGCUGGCAGGGAGAGAAAUCGGCUCCGCUAUCCUCGCGAUUCUGGAAACAGCUACAACUGGAGCUACCCAUGAGAAAAAACACACACAACACUGACACACACGACACACACACACUGCUUACAGAAGACACACAACACAUCGACAUGCACUCAUAUACACACAAUAACACACACACACAAAAUGCACUUAGUGGAAAAGAGAAACUAGAAGACCCUUAUUCUACAAGUGCAUUAUAGUUCAGACAUACAGUACUCAUUCAAGCAGUAUGAGUGUUGUCAUUUACAAUGUUACAAAUGACUUUUUUAUUCACAUUAAUGGGAUAAUGCAGUAAAAAAUAGCCACAGUAAAAUUACUGUAAAGUGUAUUAUGGUAGGAUGUUUGUAUGCUGUAUAUUAAAUACAGUACUGUAGCACAAAACCACCGUAAGCAAUGGUACAGAAGAGCUAACUGCAGUUACGUGAUAAAAUAAUUAAAUUCUGAGGCCAAAAGAUAAUAAUAAAAAAGUAUUUAAUGUACCACAUAUAACGAUUGCAAAAUAGGGAUAUCUAGUAAAAGUACAAAAGGACCUCAAAUAUCAUACUCUCAUAAAUGGUGGGGAAAAAAAAAAUAUGGGAAAAAUCUGUCAUUAUUUUCUCAUCCUCAUGCCAUUCCAAACCCAAAUGCUGAAAUGUUUUCCUGUCAAACACAAAGAAUCCUUUUUGAAGUAUCUUCAGAAUUCUUUAUUUCAAAAAAUGACUGUUAAUAUCAAGCAUGCUUGAUAGAGGUGGAACGGAGGUGUGUUCCAUUGCAUUUGACAGUUAUUAAAUGGAACUUUCACAUGUUACUUAUUUGAAAAAGUAUCUUUUUUCAAAUAAGCCAUUGUAUUAUUGUGCUAUGAGUAACAUUCUUUAAACUGGUUACAUUUGAAAAGUAGCUUGAUUAUGUAAUGUGCAUUUCUUCUAGCCACUAGAGGGCAGAAUCCUGUAUGUUUUUGUGCCUUAUUAAUUCAUCAGAAUGUGUUUAUUCAAACAUCUCAUUAUAGUAGCGUGUUUUUUUUAACGCAUUAUUGUUCAUACAAGUAAUUGCACUGAAUUAUUGUAUUCAAUUGACAUGAAAUUAAAAUGCAUUUAAAGCUUAAUUUAUCUAAUUCAUGUUUUUUGGGUUGUUUUUGUCAUUCUGUUUUGAAUCUUUUCUGAUCAUGUCAUGUAAAGUUUGU
Molecule: messenger RNA, 3065 nt
Organism: Xyrauchen texanus (razorback sucker)
Lineage: Eukaryota; Metazoa; Chordata; Actinopteri; Cypriniformes; Catostomidae
Product: interleukin-1 receptor accessory protein-like
Biological process (GO): signal transduction
Molecular function (GO): interleukin-1 receptor activity
Source: RefSeq, a predicted model, not a curated record